GCUCUUCACUGGAAAACCCCUCUGGUGUGAGAGUUCUUUGUAGGUGCACUAAGUUCAACCGGCGAGAAGGAAGGCGAUCAUUCAAGUUCCAGCCGGUCGAGAAUUUUUGUGUUACCACGGGUAUUAUUUUGAAUCCGAGUUUAACCGACCGAACCGUAGUGCCGUUUAAAAAAUUUUUAGACGUCAUAUCAUUAAUUCGUAACGCGUAUCGUCGUCCCACACACGUGCUUGACUCUCAUCCGACCGUUGGAGCUGAACAGACUAGUGCGUGCCCGUGCACUGA
Molecule: messenger RNA, 283 nt
Organism: Striga hermonthica
Lineage: Eukaryota; Viridiplantae; Streptophyta; Magnoliopsida; Lamiales; Orobanchaceae
Source: the annotation of a GenBank genome assembly